GUGACGUUAUAGGGGGCAGCGGCUCAGCCGUGCGCAUCUCGGAAGUAGCUGCAAAAAAAAAUAAUCAUAUGAUUCGGAAUAGUGUGUGAAAAGAAUAAAACGAUAGCUAACCUCUGGGAAUUGGUACACGGUUAUUCAUCGAACAGAAUGAUAUGUUAAUGUGCAACGUCCUUUGCCCCAGACAUGGAGGAGAUAAGGGUAUCUCCUGACUACAACUGGUUCAGAAGCACUGUUCCACUGAGGAGAAUAAUUGUGGAUGAUGAUGACAGCAAGGUUUGGUCUCUCUAUGAUGCUGGACCCAAAAGCAUCAGAUGCCCCAUCAUCUUCCUGCCACCAGUCAGCGGGACAGCUGAAGUGUUCUUUCAGCAGCUUCUGGCCCUGACAGGCUGGGGAUACAGGGUCAUCUCGGUGCAGUAUCCAGUUUACUGGGACCUGCUGGAAUUUUGUGAUGGUUUCAGGAAGCUACUCGAUCACUUGCAGCUAGACAAGGUCCACCUCUUUGGUGCUUCUUUAGGAGGUUUUUUGGCCCAGAAGUUUGCGGAGUGCACGCACAAAUCCCCCAGAGUGCACUCUCUUAUGCUGUGUAAUUCUUUUAGUGACACAUCCAUCUUUAACCAGACAUGGACAGCAAACAGUUUUUGGCUCAUGCCUGCCUUCAUGUUAAAGAAGAUUGUCCUUGGCAAUUUUGCAAAAGGGCCUGUUGAUCCAAAAAUGGCAGAUGCUAUUGAUUUCAUGGUUGAUCGGCUGGAGAGCCUGAACCAGAGUGAGCUGGCCUCCAGACUGACACUGAAUUGUCAGAAUUCCUAUGUGGAGCCACACAAAAUAAAAGAUGUCACCGUGACUAUUAUUGAUGUAUUUGAUCAGAGUGCGCUUUCACAUGAAGCAAAAGAGGAAAUGUAUAAACUCUAUCCAAAUGCCAGACGAGCUCAUCUGAAAACUGGAGGAAACUUCCCCUACCUUUGCAGAAGCGCCGAGGUCAAUCUUUACGUACAAAUUCACUUGCGGCAGUUUCACGGCACAAGGUAUGCAGCCAUUAACCCGGCCAUGGUCAGUGCAGAGGAGCUGGAGGUGCACAAGAUCAGCUUAGGCAACAGCACACGCAGCGAGGAAGACCAAUAGAUGAAGACCAUGGAUGAAGAUCCAUGUCCUCUCCCUGGUCUGGCUCAUACACAGAGCUGGUGGCACAUUUUCCUCGGCCCCAACAGACUCACAGAAUAUUUAAUACAGAUCUAAUCACUGUGGAGGGUUGGCAUUGUGAUGGGAGCGAGGCUUUGUGAACCCUAUAAUGUAUGUUAAAUGAUUGACCCCUACGAACCGGUCAUUGCUCCCUGCAGCAAAGUAUGAUCUGUUCAAAAUCAGUUUGACACACAAACAUUUCACAUCUACUUUGGGGUACAUAAAGCUUCCUGGUUCAAUCAAUAUUAAAAUAUUGACCAAUCAGCAUUUCAGAUGGAGAUCUUUUGGUCUCAAGGGUUUUUGUUUGUUUGUUUAUUUUUAUUAUUAUUUUUUACAAAGAUUUCUAAAUACAGUUAAAGGUACAAUAGGUAAUUUCACACUUCUAAUGGUCAAGAGAGAAAUUGCAGCAACAAACAAGCUCAAACCACAACACUGUUUAUCCCACCUCUUCUCUGUGAACGCGCUGAUGUUGAAACGCCAUUGGUUGUAGCAAUUAGAACCAAUUUUCAACCAUUGAGCUUCAAUUACUGUACAGUUAUACAAUGUUUUGGUACAGAGUGCCGACCCGUCAAAUGUAUAUUUUGAAACCCAAAUUUAAGGACUAUAAACGCAGACAGAGGGUGAGCCAACAUGUCAGUGAGCCUUUUUCAGUGAUAGGAAUGGAAUGGUCUUCAAUGUUUUUACACAAAAAUCUUACCUAUUGUACCUUUAACGCAAUAACUACAGAACAUAUUUCAGCAUAUUUUAGUAAUUGCUACUGUAAAUAAUUAUACAUUGGUUUUGUGGCUUUGUUUAAAAAAAGAAGGAAAAACUUACGUAUGAGGCCAUGUUUGUACCCUUUUGCCUUAUAAUUCUAAUCCUUCAUACUCAAUUGGACUUUGUACUCUGUCACUUAAGUCAUUGUUUCUUCCUGGUCUACAAGUUUUUAUUCCAGCACUUUGGUUGUGAGAAAUGAUUCCUGCACUGAUAAAUCCAGCUAAAUUAUCUCCUGAUGUUUCUAGGAGUAUGAGAUUGAGAAUUGUGUAUACAGAAUUGUUUUUUUGUUUUUUUUUGAGGAAAAUCAGUUUCACAGAUUUGAUUAAAAACUUGGAUAUCCACA
Conger conger (European conger) is the source of this 2275-nucleotide messenger RNA. RefSeq names its product SPG21 abhydrolase domain containing, maspardin (gene spg21). Gene Ontology annotation, cellular component: cytosol; trans-Golgi network transport vesicle. Bases 184 to 1119 code for a protein of 311 amino acids. Gene Ontology annotation, molecular function: CD4 receptor binding. NCBI's taxonomy places the organism in Eukaryota, Metazoa, Chordata, Actinopteri, Anguilliformes, Congridae. The record is from RefSeq and is a predicted model, not a curated record. The transcript is spliced from 9 exons.